Peromyscus eremicus (cactus mouse) is the source of this 1630-nucleotide messenger RNA. It is a transcript of the gene Casp8, whose product is annotated as caspase 8. The coding region runs from base 20 to 1513 and encodes 497 amino acids. The transcript has 8 exons. NCBI's taxonomy places the organism in Eukaryota, Metazoa, Chordata, Mammalia, Rodentia, Cricetidae. The record is from RefSeq and is a predicted model, not a curated record. Gene Ontology annotation, biological process: apoptotic process; negative regulation of extrinsic apoptotic signaling pathway via death domain receptors; proteolysis. Gene Ontology annotation, molecular function: cysteine-type endopeptidase activity; protein binding.
CUCCCUUGAUCACGGUAUCAUGUGUCAACCUAGGGCACCCCUCUCCUACCUCUUCAAAGGAAUGGAUUUCAGCAGCUGCCUUUUCAAAAUUGCUGAACACCUGGACAGUGAUGAACUGGCCGCCCUCAAGUUCCUGUGUUUGAACCACAUCCCGCAGAGGAAGCAGGAGCCCAUCAAGGAUGCCCUGAUGCUAUUUCAGGGACUGCAGGAAAGGGGACUGUUGGAGGAAGGCAAUCUGUCCUUCCUGAAGGAGCUGCUUUUCCUCAUCAAUCGGCUGGACCUGCUGACCAAGUUCCUAAACACCAGCAAGGAGGAGAUGGUGAGGGAGCUGCAGGUUCUAGACAGAGCCCAGGUUUCUCCCUACAGGGUCAUGCUCUUAAAGCUCUCGGAAGAUGUAGUCACAUCAGAGUUGAAAGAGUUUAAGUUUUUUUUGGAAGAAAAGAUCCCCAAAUAUAAGCUGCAUGAUAACACGAGCUUGCUUGACAUUUUCGUGGAAAUGGAGAAGAGGCUCAUCCUGUCGGAAGACAACUUGGACGCCCUGAAGUUGAUCUGUUUCCGGAUCAAAAAGAGCCUGCUGGGGAGGAUCAAGGACUAUGAACUAUCCAGCAGAGGGAGAAGCGUGAGCCUUGAGGGGGCGGCAGAUCUGCCAGUUUCCUUUUCGGAUGGGGAGAGCUGCUUUAGAAUGUCCGCGGAAAUGCUCGACUCCCUGGGAGAACAAGACAGCCAGCCGCAGGAAUCAGACAGAAUUUACCAAAUGAAGAGCAAACCUCGGGGCUACUGUCUGAUCUUCAACAAUAAUGAUUUCAGCAAGGCGCGGGAGGACGUGCCCAAACUCCACACAAUAAAGGACAGGAAAGGAACUAACUAUGACAGAGAUGCUUUGACUGAGACCUUUAAGGAGCUUCAUUUUGAGACCGUGUCUUACCAAGACUCCACGGCAAAUGAAAUCCGUGAGGUUCUAGGAUCCUACCAAAGCCUGGACCACAAAGACAGAGACUGCUUCAUCUGCUGCAUCCUCUCCCACGGAGACAAAGGCAUCAUCUACGGCACAGACGGGAAGGAAGCAUCCAUCCAUGAACUGACCUCCUAUUUCACUGGUUUAAAGUGCCCUUCCCUGGCUGGAAAACCCAAAAUCUUUUUUAUCCAGGCGUGCCAAGGGGACAGCUACCAGAGAGCUGUGCCUGUCGAGACUGACUCAGAGGAGAAGGACAGUGGUCCAGACAUAGACUCCUUGUCUCAAAAGAGCUAUAUUCCAGAUGAGGCCGACUUUCUGCUGGGGAUGGCUACUGUGAAAAACUGUGUUUCCUACCGAGAGCCCACGCGUGGAACCUGGUACAUCCAGUCUCUUUGCCAAAGCCUGAGGCAAAGAUGUCCCCGAGGCGACGAUAUUCUCAGCAUCCUGACUGGGGUGAACUACGAUGUGAGCAAUAAAGACGACAGGAAGAACAUGGGGAAGCAGAUGCCUCAGCCCAUCUUCACACUACGGAAGAAGCUUUUCUUCCCUCCUAACUGACACUGACACGGUGUUGUCGUCGAAGCACUUUUUGUGUGGCGGGAGGGGGAGGUGGGCGAGUUUUAAUUUAUUUUUUAUGAUUUCUUUUAUUGAGAUUAUAAUAUCGUUUGCCCCUUC